GUUGUUCUGCUUCCCACGACCUCCAUUCAGACCAGACACACAGAGACAGGCCUGCCUUGUGCCUUCCCCUCUCCCUCUCCUCUCGCCCGCCGCCCGAUCCACGCCGGCGGCUGCCCAAGGUGUCCUCGUCUCCCCUCUCCUCCGCUCCUGGACGCCGCCCUCCCGCCCCGCAGCCGGCUGAUUCCUUCUCUCCUUCCUCAGGUUCCUGCUGACCACAAGGCAGACGCGAUGGAGCUCCCGGUGGCGGACCCCGGAACGGAGCGAGGCGAAGGCCCGCUGAUCCAGUGUCCAUACUGCGACUCAGAGGCGAUGCACAAGCUAGCACAGAUCCUUCUCCCCGGUCUCGCCGCCGUCUGCGUGGACGGCACGACGGGGGACCUGUUCCGGAACCCUUCCGUGGUGGCCGUCGACCUGCGGAAGGAGAUGGUGGACUACAUCACGCAGCGGAGCGACACGUUCAUCGCGGACGCGCUGAUCGAGUCGGAGGCGAACCAGGACGGCCCCGAGGCCGAGAUGCCCGACGACCCGUUCGAGAUCAUCUCCAUCUUCAUGGACGACUUCAGCAGCACCAAGCGCAACAUCAUCGGCCACGUCUCCGGGUGGCUGCUCAGCGACUCCCGCGACGACAAGAUCGACGACUUCGUGCAGGAGAUGGAGAUGACCAAGUUCUGGCCGCUGGAGCGCCGUGAGGCCAUCGCCGAGGUCCUGCUCAAGAACGUCGACCUCAAGACCAAGUUCCACUGCCCCGAGAAGUACGAGAACGAGGAGCGGUUGGCUGAUCACAAGGAGCAGUGCAGCUUCAGGCCCGUGGUGUGUCCCAACGACGGCUGCCGCGCGAAGGUCUCUGUGAGGUGCAUGAAGGACCAUGACGCCGCGUGCUUGUACAAGGUGCUUCAGUGCGAGCAGGGAUGCGAGAAGAAGCUGCUCAGGAGGGAUAUGGAUCGCCACUGCGUCACUGUCUGCCCCAUGAGGCCCAUGAAGUGCCCCUUUGGAUGUGAUUCCUCGUUCGCUGACCGUGAUCUUGAGAAGCACUGCGCCGAGUUUCUUCAGGACCAUUUGGUGAAGGUCCUUAAGGCGAUUCAUAAGAAGCGUUCAGAAGAAGAGCUCAAGGAGAUUGCUCAGAAGCUGGAAAAGUUUGAUGCAGAUGGUAAACUAGCUAAAGCUCUGGAUGCAAGACCUCUUACUAAUCUUGUGAAGGACCUCGAGGCGAAGAUGAAAGGUUAAAACUCGAGUUAAAGGGGUCUUUUAUACAGACAAACUAAACAGGAAGGAUAAUGGCAUUGUUUAGUCGAAGGGAUGAUCCUACACGCAGCAUACAUACAGAGAAGAAUAUAAGUUCUGUUUUAUUCUUAUCUCCUUUUUACGAUUUUUGCUUCACUUUCUUUCCCCCUCACAAUCAAAUCAAUUGUCAGUAUGUAUAGUCCGCUAUUGCUUUGUAUCUUCAAUUUUGUACGAUGACAUUAUAUUAUUUGUUUUGGUAUAUAAAUCGAAAAUCGGGUCAUGUUUCUAGCA
Sorghum bicolor (sorghum) is the source of this 1512-nucleotide messenger RNA. RefSeq lists its product as uncharacterized. Gene Ontology annotation, molecular function: zinc ion binding. Bases 229 to 1224 code for a protein of 331 amino acids. The transcript has 3 exons. Lineage: Eukaryota; Viridiplantae; Streptophyta; Magnoliopsida; Poales; Poaceae. The record is from RefSeq and is a predicted model, not a curated record.